CCGCCUCCUCUAUUCCUCCUUCCAGUGCCCGGCUUUAGUCCUCUCCCGCUCGCCGCUGAGCGAGAUAUUCUUUUCCAGACCAAGUCGCCUAGUUGUCGCCGCGGAGCUUUUGCUUGCUGCUGCCGCUGUCGCAACCACCACUGGGCUGCUUUGCCGCGACCCCGUCCCGCCGGCACGCCCCCAGCCCCACACAAGAUGUCAGAGGAUCUAGCAAAGCAACUGGCAAGCUACAAAGCUCAACUCCAGCAAGUUGAAGCUGCGCUGUCUGGAAAUGGAGAAAACGAAGAUUUGCUAAAAUUAAAGAAAGAUUUGCAAGAAGUUAUAGAACUAACCAAAGACCUUCUGUCAACUCAACCUUCUGAAACGCUGGCAAGUUCAGACAAUUUUGCUUCUACUCAGCCCACUCAUUCAUGGAAAGUAGGAGACAAGUGUAUGGCAAUCUGGAGUGAAGAUGGACAGUGUUAUGAAGCGGAGAUUGAGGAGAUAGAUGAAGAAAACGGCACUGCUGCAAUCACUUUUGCUGGCUAUGGCAAUGCUGAAGUGACUCCACUGUUGAACCUCAAGCCUGUAGAAGAAGGAAGGAAGGCAAAGGAGGACAGUGGCAACAAACCCAUGUCAAAAAAAGAAAUGAUUGCCCAGCAGCGUGAAUAUAAAAAGAAGAAAGCUUUGAAAAAAGCACAGAGAAUAAAAGAACUUGAACAAGAAAGAGAGGACCAGAAGGUGAAAUGGCAGCAGUUCAACAACAGAGCCUAUUCUAAAAACAAAAAAGGCCAGGUAAAGAGGAGUAUUUUUGCUUCACCUGAGAGUGUAACUGGCAAAGUUGGAGUAGGAACUUGUGGAAUUGCUGAUAAACCUAUGACACAGUAUCAAGAUACCUCUAAAUACAAUGUUAGGCAUUUGAUGCCUCAAUAAUCAGAAAAACUGUUGGAUUUCAUCUCUGCAGGGCUUUACAUUUACCUUUUUAUCCUUAUAUUUUUCUAAAGGUAAAUUAUUUGUUAGACAAGUAAGGAAGAUACCAUUGUCGUCAUUGUUUGACUUCAGUAGAAUGAAACUUGAAGAAAUUGUAUUUGAUAACUGCUAUUCAUUUAAACUUUUUUCAUUACUACUACCAGUUUCCUCAAAGUUUGUUGGGUAAAGCAACUUUUCUAGAUAGAUGCUGAGUAAAUACAGCACUUAGAUUAAUUAUUGAUCUUCCUAGUAUCAGGCCCCCACUUAAUGGAUGGCAUAUACGUUUUGUAAGGUUCUAACUGGGAAGUUUCAGAUGCUUUGAACUUGCCACAUAUUCUGGCAAUUCACUGGAACAUCAAGGCAAAAUACCAACCUGCUAAAGAGAACUUCUCUUCAUUUUUUUUUUUGUCUUCAGCUUAAACCUAGCUGUUGCCCAGUUAACCUAAAGGUAGGUUAAUUUGUAAAUGGCAGAGUUUUUUUUGAGGUUUUUCUCAACUCGUUUCCUAAGCCUAUUAGGCCAUCUAAAAUUGAUCCAGCUCUGUAUUCUUUUCAUUGAAUUUUAGUUUUAUGUAAGAAACCAUGUUUAGGACCAGCUACCUUUUCUAAUGUUUUUUUUUGUUUUUUGUACGUUUGCUUUCCUCCUGUGUUGAUUUUCACUUAUGGUAGUGGUACCAUUUUUUGGAUGUGUAAUGUUUAUAUGAGAAAACAAAAAGCUGAUGUAUAGCCCUGUAUACAAUGUAGAUACUAUUUUUGUAAAAAACCGAGGCUAAAUUAAUGAACAAGAGUACCGAAUGUUUCAUCGUUAAAAAUUUACUGUAUUUCUUGUGCAUUAAUCUGACCAUAAUUUCCCUGUAUAAUGUUCACGUAGCUGAGUUUGUAAUUUUUGUUAACUAGAUCAAGUUGUCAGCAUUUGUUGGUAAGUGAGCAUCACAAUUAUCCUGAGUUGAGUUUAAGCCAAAUGUAUGCGUAGAAAAGGGUCUUCCUAUUAAUGGAAGAUGGUGAUUUUUAAGAUGUGUGUUAAUUUCAGUUUUUGUAUGUUUAACUUUUAUUAAAUAAAGUGUUUUUAAAAUCUCCAGGGUGUGUUAACAGAAAGGUGAAGUUAGCUGCUAGCAUUGAUAUAAUGAUUAAGCAUACAUCAUUUCCACAGGAAAGAAUAUUGAGUGUGUAAUAAAUGUUUCGGUAAAUCCUUAUGUGCGCCUUAUAUUGGACAUAAGAAAUUGGAAAGGACAGACUAGUUUUAUUUUAAGGGUUGUGCUUGCAUAGGGGUGUUUGUAAAUUUUUGGUAGAAGGGGAAAAUAAAAAUUUUUAUUUCAUUAAGAAAAAAAAUUUUUUAUUUCAUGAUUUUAAUUUUUUUGGUAAAUUGAAGCUUUUUAAAAAAUCUUUUUGGCCACGCAGCACGGCAUGUGGGAUCUUAGUUCCUGGACCAGGGAUCAAACCCGUCCCGCCUGCAGUGGAAGCUCAGAGUCUUAACCACUGGACCGCCAGGGAAGUCUGGUAAAUUGAAACUUUCAGGAGGACAGUGAUGAGAGAGAAUUCCUCGUGUCUCCAUCUCCCUCCCAACUCAGGAGAUCACUGUUGUUUUGUUUUUUUGUUUCUCUCCCUGUAAUUUACGGCCAAAGGGUAGAGCACAUAGGACAGAAUGAAAGGUGAAGUAGUUUUUCAAUACAAGGCACAAAUUACAGUAGAAAAGGAGCUACUUAGCCCGAAAAACUUUAAAUAUACUAAUGUUCUUGUUACCAGUAUAACAAACUUUAAAUCAGUGGUAUCCUUAAAGGAUUGCAAGGGAACCCUAGUAAUUAAAAAGCACUGGAAGGAAAUUUGGUAUAACUCUGUGGCCAUACAAAGUGGUUUUUGGUGAGAUUAUCUUGGUAUGUUUGCUGGAGUAAUAGUUCACCUGGUGUUUGUGUAGGCAAGACUUGUGUUGAGACUCGUGCCUCCUUUGACUCUAUGGGCCUUCCUUUCUGCACAUUAAUUUUCCUGGAGGGCUUUGCAGUAGGAGAGAGAAGGGGGAAAAAAAAAGUGACCGUGUUGUAGAAAACAUUUUUUAACAAAUAGGCAUAUAGCAUGAAGUCAAGAGCCUGUGUGUCGAAGACCUAGAUGUGGUCCUUUGUAAAGUCCUGUUGUCAGGAUGAUGAUAGUGUCUCUGGACUAAACUUAAAAAUUAGGAAUCCUGGGGGGACCUGUCUCAUAGUGGAUGCUGAAGUUGAGAAAAUCUUAAUGAGGAGCAUGAUACCAAUGGUAUUUUACAAAUGCAGGUGGUUAAGCUCUCAAUAUUCUAAAAUCAAAUAUGAUGCUUGGUCUAUGAAGGUUUGUUAUAAAAUUUAAUGUAGAGGUUACCCUCUUGUCAAGAAAGGAGACAUGAAGCUCUGAAAUGGACAGACUGAACCAUACUUGAUGGCCCCCACGUGGCUGUGGUUGCAUUUGUCUUUUCUCAAAACUUGACAUUUGACUUUGUUAUUGGCUCUUUCAAGGAAAGUACAGUCCUAACACCCCCAAAACAAUUUAAAAUUUUAAUAUUAAUCACAGAUAACAGUGUUUUAAUUAACAUGUAGAAAAGUCAUAUUGGAAGAGCAAGGACUCUGGAGCCAGACUGCUGUGUUUGAAUCCUGGCUCCCUCAUUUAUUAUUUGUAUGCAUAAUUCUCUGCCUCAGUUUUCUCAGCUGUAGAAUUAAAUUAAUACGUUUCAUUAGGUUGUAAGGAUGAGUGAGUUAAUAUGUGUGAAGUGUUUAGUAGAGUACCUGGUAUGUUGUAAGCACUAUAGAUAGAAGUGUUUGCUACUACUGUGCAGAGCUAAUGAUGACUAUCUGAUCUUUUUUCCUUAACUUGAAUAACAAUUCACAUUAUAAUGGAAAUAAUACUAUUGCUUAUAAAUGUGUUACUGAAAUGUUACCAAAUUACCAAAGUUCUAAGACAUUAAGUAAUCCUGGUAGAGGUUUAAAUUUUUGUAUUUAGGGUUUGUUUCUUAGUGGGAAGGGGGUUACACUCCUAAUAAAAUCACUUUUUUUUUUUUAAUUUAAUUUUUAUUUUUGGCUGCGUUGGGUCUUGGUUGCUGCGUGGGGGCUACUCUUCGUUGUGGUGCACGGGCUUAUUGCGGUGGCUUCUCUUGUUGUGGAGCAUGGCCUCUAGGCGCGUGGGCUUCAGUAGUUGUGGCACAUGGGCUCAGUAGUUGUGGCUCGCGGGCUCUAGAGCGCAGGCUCGGUAGUUGUGGUGCAUGGGCUUAGCUGCUCCGCGGCACGUGGGAUCUGCCCGGACCAGGGAUCGAACCCGUGUCCCCUGCACUGGCAGGUGGAUUCUCAACCACUGUGCCACCAGGGAAGCCCCACUCGUAAUUCUUGAUUAAGAUUAAUGAGGGAUUCUUGGAUCUGGGUCCUACCCCAGGCCUAUCCAGGCCAAGGUAUAUCUUGUUUUUUUGACAGACACCACACAGGUGAUUCUGAUGUGCAUCCCUGGCUGAGCACCAUGUUUUAGGUUAAAUGUGAAAACGGUUGGAUUUUUGAAAUGAAGGCAAAAAUUUAUAAGUGGCAAUUUUCUGAGCCCAAUUAUGAAGACUUAGGCAUCAAACCAAAGUGAAAAUGCAUCCAUUUAACGUAACAACUCAUUUUUUUAAAUACUUGUUUUUUCACAACAAAGGAUGUGCAUGUGCAUGCACGUGUGUUUCCAUUACAAUGCAGUUUUAAUGCUCUGUAUGCCUUUAAAAUAGCAAGGGAAAACCAUGAAGUGACAAAGGAAACUCAGUUUUGUAAGUUGUGUGGUGUCUGUAGAUUGUGAUUAUAUAAGGUGAAAAAUACCACUUGCAAAUUAAGCGAAGUAUUAGAGUUUUGAUUUGGCUUUUUGCCUCAACUGGGUAUUAACUGAGAUAUAAAAGAAGGAAGAAAAUGUAUUAAACCCAACAAGGUUUUGUAUUUGUUAAAAUAUUUAGAGAGUUCAAUAAACAUGUGCUGAAUUGUA
Messenger RNA from Globicephala melas (long-finned pilot whale), 4896 nucleotides. RefSeq names its product survival motor neuron domain containing 1 (gene SMNDC1). Gene Ontology annotation, molecular function: RNA binding. Gene Ontology annotation, cellular component: precatalytic spliceosome; cytoplasm; nucleus. Lineage: Eukaryota; Metazoa; Chordata; Mammalia; Artiodactyla; Delphinidae. The record is from RefSeq and is a predicted model, not a curated record. Gene Ontology annotation, biological process: regulation of alternative mRNA splicing, via spliceosome; mRNA processing.